Molecule: messenger RNA, 1545 nt
Organism: Penicillium odoratum
Lineage: Eukaryota; Fungi; Ascomycota; Eurotiomycetes; Eurotiales; Aspergillaceae
Exons: 5
Coding region: 1-1545 (514 amino acids)
Source: RefSeq, a predicted model, not a curated record
AUGACUACGAUUCAACACCCUCUUCUAGGCCGUAUCAAGGGCAACAAGAAAAAUGACCUGGUGGAAUUUCUAGGCAUUCAGUACGCGACCCUCGCACACCAAUUCGCUCCAGCCGUUCCCAUCGACCGGAAAGACUCCGAUGAAUCGAUCGACGCUACAUCAUAUGGGGCAAGUGUGGGAGGUGUCGAUGGAUGCGACUCAGAAUUCGGCCUGAUCCAACACAAACUUCCCCGCACGCACUUCGCCAAGUCUGCCACACAGGGAUUAAAUCUAAAUAUCACGCUGCCCAGAGUGGAUAAUUUUUCCAAGAGCCUGCCAGUUCUGGUCUUCCUCCAUGGCGGCGGCUUCGGCGUUGGAUCUGCUUCAUGGCCGCAGAACCAGCUGACCAAUUUGGUAUCCUUUUCCAGUGAACUGGGGCUUCCUGUGGUCGGAGUUAAUAUCAACUACCGGGUUGGCCCAGCUGGAUUUUUAACAUCCGAAGAGCUGCGCGGCGCCGGGUUUACCCCCAACAACGGUCUUCGAGACCAGCGUGUCGCGCUGCAAUGGAUAAAAGCUCACAUUAAGGGAUUUGGUGGUGACUCGGAAAAUAUCACACUUGUUGGACACAGCGCGGGAGGUGUAUCUGCCUCUUUGCAUCUUGCCAGUGAAGAGCCACUCUUCAAACGAGUUGCCUGCCUGAGUGGUCAAUUACUCGCUGUGAAACCUCUCCCAGAUCAGGCUCAUGAAAAUAUAUACGCCGAGUCUCUUCGAAUCCUCGGCUUAGACAACCUGGCACCUAGUGAGCGAGUGUCUCGCAUGCGCGCAUUGAGUGCAGAUGAGGUGGCUAAAAUCUCAGCAUUCCCAUCCCGUCCAAUCGUCGACGGGGACAUAUGUCUCGAGAUGCCUUCUGUGAAGGCUAUACUCGAUGGUAUCCCGACUACGCUACACCGAGGCUGGUGCCAGGACUUGUUUAUAGGGGACUGUCAGUUCGACGGAUCUAUUAUGGCAGGUGCCUUGGAUCACAGAAAAUCGAGUAUCGGCAAAGCAUUUGGUGAGUACUUGGCAAAGGAAGUCGAGGACAUCGCCGGCUUGGCGAGUAAAAUCCUCUCGGCAUAUAGCAUCGACAUUGAUGGCAAUGAUGAUGACCGAGCAUUGUACGGCAUUCUUCAUCUGUUGAAUGACGUGAUUUUCUAUAUUCCGACCGUCUAUCUGGCUCAAUCAUGGAAAGAUGGAGCGGCCUACCUCUAUCGAUUCAAUGCACCGAACCCAUGGAAAGGGCGCUGGCAAGGCGAAGCUUCGCAUCUAACCGACCUGACUAUGCUUUUGCAUAACUUCGAUGAAUUUUUGACCGAGGAGCAAAAAAAGACUGGCCAAAAAUAUACCCGAGACUUACUAGCAUUUGUAUCUGGCCAGAAACCUUGGCAGGCAUUUGAUAGACAAGAAGCGUUUGAAAGAGAGUAUGGUAAUCUUCCGGGUGGUCGCAGGAAGUUUAUUUGGGAUAUAAUGACGAAGAUUGAGCCCGACCGGCUCGCAUUGGUGUUGGAACAGUUCAUUGCGGGAGGAUAA